Hemibagrus wyckioides is the source of this 402-nucleotide messenger RNA. RefSeq names its product ribonuclease inhibitor-like. The record is from RefSeq and is a predicted model, not a curated record. Gene Ontology annotation, molecular function: protein binding. NCBI's taxonomy places the organism in Eukaryota, Metazoa, Chordata, Actinopteri, Siluriformes, Bagridae. Bases 1 to 402 code for a protein of 133 amino acids. The transcript has 4 exons.
AUGCAACUAUGUAACAGUGUAAGAGGGAAAUCCUGUGCUGAUUUGUCUUCAGCUCUCUGUACAAAUCCAUCACACAUCAGAGAGCUGGAUCUGAGUGAGUGUGAACUGGGAGACUCAGGAGUGGAGAAGCUCUGUGAUCUACUGAAGAAACACGAGUGUAAACUGGAGAAACUGCGAUUUUCAGACUGUAAUAUAACAGAGAAAGGAUACACUGCUCUGGUUAAAGCUCUGAAGUCAAACUGUUCAUCACUGAUAGAGCUGGACCUCAGAGGGAGCGACCCUGGAGCAUCAGGAGUGAAGGAGCUUAGGUAUUUAAUGAAUGAUAAGAAGUGUAAACUGAAGACACUGAGUGUGGAGGGAGAGGGGCGGAGGGCACUUUCACGCAGAAAGUACAAAAAUUGA